Molecule: messenger RNA, 309 nt
Organism: Metarhizium album ARSEF 1941
Lineage: Eukaryota; Fungi; Ascomycota; Sordariomycetes; Hypocreales; Clavicipitaceae
Product: Cyanovirin-N
Exons: 3
Coding region: 1-309 (102 amino acids)
Source: RefSeq, a predicted model, not a curated record
AUGUCCUUCGUCGAGUCUUCGCGCGAAAUGUGGCUCGAGGACGGCCACAUCCUCCACGCCCUGUGCCAGGACGACGACGGCAACUGGAACGGCGCCUCCAUCGAUCUGGACAGGUUCAUCGGCAACAGCGACGGCUGGUUCGUCUGGGACGGCGAGAACUUUUCCCACUCGGCGAGCGACAUCUCGCUCGACGGCACCCUGCUGUCGGCCGAGAUGGGCAUGGUUGACGGAGGGAACCGCGAGCGCCAGGGCCUCGACUUGAACGAGCGCAUUGGCAACUCCAACGGCGAGCUGGUGUACAAAGGCUAG